Messenger RNA from Malaclemys terrapin pileata, 3529 nucleotides. It is a transcript of the gene STAT6, whose product is annotated as signal transducer and activator of transcription 6. The record is from RefSeq and is a predicted model, not a curated record. Gene Ontology annotation, molecular function: DNA-binding transcription factor activity, RNA polymerase II-specific; RNA polymerase II cis-regulatory region sequence-specific DNA binding. Gene Ontology annotation, biological process: response to peptide hormone; growth hormone receptor signaling pathway via JAK-STAT; defense response. NCBI's taxonomy places the organism in Eukaryota, Metazoa, Chordata, Testudines, Emydidae. The transcript has 22 exons. The coding region runs from base 561 to 3164 and encodes 867 amino acids.
CUGGGCUAGCAGGGGCUGCAGGUCAGGGCAGAGAUGCGCUGGCAGACCUGGGAGGCCAAGGGAAGGCCACCGUCCGGCUCAGGCCAGGCCUGCGUCCAGCCGUUCUGCCUUGUCCUCGACCUGCCGAGGGGGCCUGGUGGGGGCACGGCAGGGGCAGCGUGUGCAGGGAGAGGCCUGGAGGGGCAGGGAUGGGCUGUGGGCAGGACUCCGGCCAAACCCAGGAGCUGCAAGCGGGGCACAGUACGAUCCGCCCCCGCCCCCGUCCGCAGGCCUCCUCCCUCUUCCUGCCUUUCGUUACUUUCAGUUACAGUUUGGAGCCUCUGAUGUCAGCCUGCCUGAGCCUCUCCCCGCACCAAUCGCCACCUGGCUCCCCAACAAACCCUGCGAAGCCGGAAACCCAACUGCAAACCCAAACUGGGCAGCGGGCAGGGGGGCGGAGAAGCCCUGGCCCCGACCCGCCAGCUCCCACCCCCUCCGGGGCAGGAUGGAUUAAACAGACGCGUCCCCUUGGCAGCGACGUACGAGGCUCGGCACAAGCCCCGUAGGCGGCCGGCUCCAAGAUGUCUCUGUGGAGCCUCGUCUCGCACAUGCCUCCGGAGCACUUCAGCAGCCUCUUCGGGGAGUUCCCAUGCGACCUGCGCAACCUGCUGGCCGACUGGCUGGAAAACCAGCCGUGGGAGUUCAUCACCGGCGCCGACUCCUUCUGCACCAGCGCGGCCGGCGCACUGCUCUCCGCCAUGGUGGAAAAGCUUCGCAGCCUUGCCGGUGGCAACGGGCAGCAAUGUCAGGUCCUCCAGCACAUUAGUAACCUGGAGAACACGUAUCGGAGAGACCCGCUGAGGCUGGUGGCAAUCGUGAAAGGAAUUCUGGAGGGCGAGAGAGCUGCCUUGCUCAAACGGGAUCGCCAGCUGCCGCUCAGCUUCCACCGCAGGCAGGAGGAGCUGAAGUUCGGGCUGGACCUGCAGAGGCUCCAGCACCGAGUUGGGGAGAUCCAGGUGCUCCAGGAACGGUGGAAGCAGAUGGGAGAGGGGACCAGAGCCUGCCGGCAGACAAAGCUGCAGGAGUCCCAGCUGAAGACAGACGGGAAACUCCAGGGGAACGAUCUGCCCGCUCUCAUCCUGGAGGCCGUGAAGGAGCUGGAAGGUGCCAAGCUGCAGGUGCUGAAGAGGCUACACAUCUGGAAACGGCAGCAGCAGCUGGCGGGGAACGGGGCUGUCUUCGAGGAGAACCUGGCUCCGCUCCAGAAGAGGUGCGAGAAUCUGGUGGACAUUUAUUUCCAGCUGCAGCAGCAGGUGGUGGCGGUCGGUGGGGAGCUGGGCUCCGACCUGCUCUCCCGGCUUCUGGAGCGGCUCAACUCGGUGCUGAGUGCCCUGGUUGAAAGCUCCUUCCUGGUGGAGAAGCAGCCCCCGCAGGUGCUGAAGACCCAGACCAAGUUCCAGGCCAGUGUACGUUUCCUGCUGGGCGCCCGGCUGCUCCAGGCCUCGGCGAAGCCCUACGUGGUCAAAGCCGACAUGGUGACGGAGAAGCAGGCCCGGGAGCUGGCGCUUGGCGGCUAUGGCACCCCGCUCAGCGAAAGCACUGGGGAGAUCGUGCACAAUACGGUCGCCCUGGAGAUCAACUCCACCAGUGCCACGUCCUGCGCCACCUUCAAGAACAUGCUGCUGAAGAAGAUCAAGCGCUGCGAACGCAAGGGCUCCGAGUCGGUAACAGAGGAGAAAUGCGCCGUGCUCUUCAGCACCGAUGUCACCUUGGGUCCCGGCAACCUGCCCUUCCACCUGCAGGCCCUGUCUCUGCCGAUCGUGGUCAUUGUGCACGGGAACCAAGACAACAACGCCAAGGCUACCGUGCUGUGGGACAACGCCUUCUCCGAGCUUGAGCGGGUCCCAUUCGUGGUGGCCGAGCGGGUGCCAUGGGAGAAGAUGUGCGAGACACUCAACCUGCGGUUCAUGGCGGAGGUGCAGACCAGCAAGGGGCUGCUGCCGGAGCAUUACUUCUUCCUGGCCCAGAAAAUCUUCAACAACAGCAGCGCCAGCCCCGAGGACUUCCACAACCGCAGCGUCUCCUGGGCCCAGUUCAACAAGGAGAUCCUGCCUGGCCGGGGAUUCACCUUCUGGCAGUGGUUUGACGGGGUCCUCGACCUCACCAAGAGGUGCCUCAAAAGCUACUGGUCGGACAGGCUCAUCAUUGGCUUCAUCAGCAAACAGUACGUCAGCAAGCUACUGGGCCAGAAGCCCGACGGGACCUUUCUGCUGCGCUUCAGCGACUCGGAGAUCGGCGGCAUCACCAUCGCCCACGUCAUCCGCGGCAAGGACGGCUCCAUCCAGGUGGAGAACAUCCAGCCCUUCUCCGCCAAGGACCUGCACAUCCGCUCCCUGGGCGACCGCAUCCGAGACCUGGCCCAGCUCCGCAACCUCUAUCCCGACAAACCCAAGGACCAGGCCUUCGGCAGCCACUACAACAAGGAGCAGAUGGGGAAGGACGGCAGAGGCUACGUCUCCACUGCCAUCAAGAUGACGGUGGAAAGUGAAAGGGAUCAGAAGCUGCCCCCCCAGGAGUCUCCCCAAGUCGGCCCACCCCCCGGCCCGGCGAACAUGUACAACUUGCCAGGGCCACCCCCCGAGCAGCCCAUGGACCACCUGUGCCAGGUGCUGGCGCCCGACAUGUGCUCUUCCCCGUUCCCUGCCCAGAUGGUCCUGUCCCAGUUCUGCGCCCCGGACGAGGGCAACAUGAGCAUUCCCAGUGCCUCCCCUUUCCACAGCAGCCCCCCCACGCUCCUUCCGGCGCCCGUGAGCACCACGACCACCCCGCUACCCCUCUGCCCCAACGUCGUCUUCGGCUGCCAGUCCCUGUCGCCGAAUUUGCUGUCCUACAGGUACUUGCCAGGGGACCCCAUGCCCCUCGUCCUGGAGGAUCUGCCUCCCAACCCCAUGGACGAGGAGAUGCCGGAAAUAGCCCCCUUCUCGCCCGCCAGCCACACCUCUCCCUUCGGGACCCUCCUGCCAGCCCCUCCCCAGCUGCUGGCAGCGAGCCUGGGCAACAACGUGGACUUACCCUCGGAGGACGAGAUCACCCAGCUCUUGUAUGAGGCACAGAUGGAGGAGGGGCUUCAGCCCCCCACCCAGCUCUGCAGCUACGGCGACCCCAUGGCCAACCCCAGCUGGUGACCUCGCGGCGGGGGGCCCCCCGCUGGACACUUUGGAGAGCGGCGCCCAUCCAGGAGAGACGUGGCGAGGGGCUGGGGGGUCUCGGCUGGGACCCUCCCCCAGCCGGACUUGAGCCUGGGCCUGAGCCGCGCUUGGGGGCUUGGCUAGGUGUGCGGGGGGAGGGGGGGAAGCAGUGUGGCACAUGGGGGGGGGCGGUCAGUGUUCCCCCCCCAUUGCCUUGUGUUAGCCAAGUACAAACGCCGCACCAUGGAACAUGCUGACCCCCCCCCCCCCCGACCCCAUCCUGGGGUUGGCAACCACGGCAGCAGGGGUAGCCCCCCUUUGCCCCCCCCCAGCUGGGCUGCUGCGGGGGGGGGGGGGGGAGG